GUGCUGAAGCUGUACUACUUACGGAUUCCUCUCUCUAUAAACAUCUUCAGAUUGUCUAACCUAGACCUCCUUCGUGCCUUCUACCAAGUUUCAAGCGCAUCAUUACAGAUCUAGAAAGAAAAGAGAACGCAUAAAUCAUUUAUCACACAAAAAGAAUAUCUGAAGAAAAUUUGUGGUAUUUGACAGAGACGAUUGAGUAAAUGUGUCUAAAAUACUUGAAAGUGUGCUUGAAAUGAAUCUCAAAAGACUUUUGAUCAAACAGCAAUUUGGAAUCCGAUUCUUUUCAGACGUCUACAACACUCGUUUUCUAACAGUUGAUACGACUCCUUUAUUCUACGAAUUUUGCCUGAAAGCUUCCUCUGGAAUCCUUGAUUUCACUGUGCUUUUAACGAGGUUAAGGCAAAGCCAAGUUUUGUGUAUAUAUAUUAGAAGAAGAGCUUGGUGUUGCUGAAAGUGUGGAGGGCGUGAGAUCUAUGGAGAACUACUUGAACGAGAACUUUGGGGAUGUGAAGGGCAAGAAUUCGUCGGAGGAGGCGCUUCAGAGAUGGAGGAAUCUCUGCUGGCUAGUGAAGAACCCUAAACGGAGAUUCCGAUUCACUGCUAAUCUCUCUAAGCGAUUUGAGGCUCAGGCUAUUCGACGCUCCAAUCAGGAGAAGUUUAGAGUUGCAGUUUUGGUUUCACAAGCUGCACUUCAGUUUAUCAAUGGUCUAACUUUAUCCAGUGAGUACAUCGUACCAAGGGAAGUCCAAGAUGCAGGUUUUGAAAUUUGUGCUGAUGAGUUGGCAUCCAUUGUUGAAGGCCGUGAUGUGAAGAAACUAAAAAUACAUGGUGGUGUUGAGGGUAUUAUAAACAAGCUUGCAACAUCAGUGAACAAUGGCAUUCCAACUUCUAAUAAGUUGUUGGAUCAAAGAAAAGAGAUUUUUGGAAUUAAUAAAUUUGCUGAAAGCCCAGCACGAGGUUUUUGGGUCUUUGUGUGGGAAGCCCUUCAAGAUAUGACUCUUAUGAUACUUGCUGUUUGUGCUCUUGUCUCUCUUCUUGUUGGAAUAACCAUGGAAGGAUGGCCUAAGGGUGCUCAUGAUGGACUUGGAAUUGUUGCCAGCAUUUUGCUUGUUGUAUUUGUCACUGCCACGAGUGAUUAUAAACAAUCUUUACAGUUUAAGGAUUUGGACAGGGAGAAGAAGAAAAUUACAAUCCAGGUCACCAGAAACGGAUUUAGACAAAAGAUAUCAAUAUAUGAUUUACUUCCUGGUGAUAUUGUUCAUCUUGCUAUUGGAGAUCUGGUCCCAGCAGAUGGACUUUUUGUUUCUGGGUUUUCAGUGUUGAUAAAUGAAUCCAGUUUAACAGGAGAGAGUGAACCAGUUGAUGUCAAUAAUGAUAAGCCAUUUCUUCUGUCAGGAACUAAAGUUCAGGAUGGAUCAUGCAAGAUGCUUGUGACUACUGUCGGAAUGAGAACUCAGUGGGGUAAACUGUUGGCUACUCUUAGUGAAGGAGGAGAUGAUGAGACCCCAUUGCAGGUCAAACUUAAUGGUGUGGCAACCAUUAUUGGAAAGAUAGGACUGUAUUUUGCCAUUGUUACUUUUGCUGUUUUGGUGCAAGGACUUUUUAGCCGCAAGCUGCAAGAAGGCUCCCACUGGAGCUGGUCUGGAGAUGAUGCAAAGGAAAUUCUGGAAUUCUUUGCUGUUGCUGUUACAAUAGUUGUUGUUGCUGUUCCUGAAGGGCUGCCUUUGGCCGUGACGCUAAGCCUUGCCUUUGCCAUGAAGAAAAUGAUGAAUGAUAAGGCACUUGUCCGUCAUUUGGCUGCUUGUGAGACAAUGGGAUCUGCCACAAGUAUCUGUAGUGACAAGACUGGGACUCUAACUACUAACCAUAUGACUGUUGUGAAAGCUUGCAUUUGUGGGAAGAUCAUGGAAGUAGGCAGCUCUAAAGAGACUUCUGGUAUUUGCUCUGAAAUUCCUAGUACUGGUUUGAGAAUCCUACUACAAUCAAUAUUUAAUAACACUGGAGGAGAAAUUGUUAAAAACAAAGAUGGAGAAGUUGAGAUCCUGGGAUCACCCACUGAGACUGCUCUUUUGGAAUUUGGGCUGUUGCUCGGUGGGGAUUUUCAGUUAGAACGAAAAACAUUGAACAUUGUGAAAGUUGAGCCCUUCAAUUCUGCUAAGAAGCGAAUGGCAGUACUUCUAGAGGUUCCUGGUGUUGGUCACAGGGUACACUGUAAAGGCGCUUCUGAAAUAAUUUUAGAGGCUUGUGAUAGAGUCAUAGACUCAAAUGGUGAUAUUGUUUUCAUCGAGGCAUCCCGUGAUUAUUUGAAGGAUACGAUUGAACAAUUUGCUAGUGAAGCUCUUCGAACUCUAUGCCUUGCUUAUAUGGAAAUUGAAAAUGAAUUUUCUGCUGAAAGUCUACCAAUUAAAGGGUACACAUGUAUAGGAAUUGUAGGUAUUAAAGAUCCAGUUCGCCCCGGUGUGAGGGAGUCUGUUGAAAUUUGUAGGUCUGCUGGUAUAACUGUUCGGAUGGUUACUGGAGACAACAUAAACACUGCGAAGGCAAUUGCUCGAGAAUGUGGAAUUUUGACCAGUGACGGUAUAGCAAUUGAAGGCCCAGUAUUCCGUGAGACAAGUGAGGAGGAAUUGUGUGAAAUUAUUCCAAGACUUCAGGUAAUGGCUCGGUCUUCACCAAUGGAUAAGCAUACUCUUGUAAAACACUUACGAACUACCUUGCAAGAAGUUGUAGCAGUAACUGGUGAUGGUACAAACGAUGCUCCAGCACUUCAUGAAGCAGAUAUUGGACUAGCAAUGGGCAUUGCUGGAACUGAGGUAGCAAAAGAGAGUGCUGAUGUGAUAAUCUUGGAUGAUAACUUCUCCACAAUUGUCACUGUGGCGAAAUGGGGACGUUCUGUUUACAUAAACAUUCAGAAAUUUGUUCAGUUUCAGCUAACAGUAAAUGUGGUUGCCCUAGUUGUCAACUUUUCUUCAGCCUGUUUGACAGGAAACACUCCCCUUUCCGCUGUUCAGCUUCUGUGGGUCAACAUGAUCAUGGAUACUCUAGGAGCACUUGCCUUAGCCACUGAGCCUCCGAAUGAUGAUUUGAUGAAAAGAUCGCCAGUUGGUAGGAAAGGAAACUUCAUCAGCAAUGUUAUGUGGAGGAAUAUCUUGGGGCAAUCUGUGUAUCAGUUUGUCAUAAUUUGGUUUCUCCAGACAAGAGGAAAAGCAUUUUUUAAUCUUGGUGGUGCAAAUUCUGAUUUGAUAUUGAACACAAUCAUUUUCAACUCGUUUGUCUUUUGUCAGGUUUUCAAUGAGAUCAGCUCUAGAGAGAUGGAAAAAGUAAACGUCUUCAAAGGUAUAAUGGAUAACUAUGUGUUUGCAUUUGUGCUUACUUGCACUGUUGUCUUUCAAAUCAUCAUCAUCGAGUUCCUGGGUGCAUUUGCAAACACAACCCCUCUCAGCUUGCAGCAGUGGAUUGUUAGCAUUUUAAUUGGAUCUCUUGGGAUGCCAAUAGCAGCAGCUUUAAAAAUGGUUCCUGUGGGUUUAAACUGAGUUCAUGGCAAACUGAAUGGGUACUUUUCUGUCUUAGUUCUUUAGAUUCUAACCCUAAAUGAAUGGAGGAAUUUUGUUUGAUCAUGUUGUUUGUAUUAUAUUGUGUUCAUCUAUUAUGAUUGUUCUUCUUA
Molecule: messenger RNA, 3661 nt
Organism: Quercus robur (English oak)
Lineage: Eukaryota; Viridiplantae; Streptophyta; Magnoliopsida; Fagales; Fagaceae
Product: calcium-transporting ATPase 1-like
Exons: 8
Coding region: 474-3530 (1018 amino acids)
Biological process (GO): calcium ion transmembrane transport
Cellular component (GO): intracellular membrane-bounded organelle; membrane
Molecular function (GO): ATP hydrolysis activity; calmodulin binding; P-type calcium transporter activity
Source: RefSeq, a predicted model, not a curated record